This is a messenger RNA of Odontomachus brunneus, 1811 nucleotides long. It is a transcript of the gene PMP34, whose product is annotated as peroxisomal membrane protein PMP34. The transcript has 9 exons. Gene Ontology annotation, biological process: mitochondrial transport. Gene Ontology annotation, cellular component: mitochondrial membrane; peroxisomal membrane. NCBI's taxonomy places the organism in Eukaryota, Metazoa, Arthropoda, Insecta, Hymenoptera, Formicidae. The record is from RefSeq and is a predicted model, not a curated record. Gene Ontology annotation, molecular function: FMN transmembrane transporter activity; ATP transmembrane transporter activity; coenzyme A transmembrane transporter activity. The coding region runs from base 627 to 1553 and encodes 308 amino acids.
GCUGGCCAUUGCGUGCUCCCUGUCAUGUCGUGUAUUGGUAACUGCUCGAGUGUUUACGGACGUGAGUCGUGAAAGGUUGAUCGGGGAUAUGGCGUGUGAAUCAGCUGAGUAGCCGCACGAAGCGUAGCUCGCGCGAGUUGUCUCAUGAACGACAGUGGCGGGUCGCUGGAGUGACGCAACGACGACUGUCGUGCUAGCAGACGAUCACUGAAGGCCAAGAAACAUGUACUUCGGAAGACUGCUGCUUAUAUAAGCGACGUUAUUUCUUCGUGACAUCCGUUCGUCUGCCGCAGUACCGAAGCGUUCGUCGUCGUCGUACAACAUACACAAUUCCCGGAGUUAACAAACGUUGAGUGUUCGACGUGACGCGCAGUCAAACAAUUCGUCGACGUUGGCUUGGACUCAAGUUCAGUCGCAUUGGAUAAAGAAAAAUCGCUCCACGGCAGAAUAACUUGUUAGCCGCCGCGAUCGAUCGGCACAUUUCACGACAAUGAGUCGUCAGAAUGCGACUCAAAUCUCAUUAGCCGCGCAGUAGUACCUUCUCGAGAUAGCUCGGGAUUCUCCGAGUUUACGUUGCAAUUCGCGACAAAGCGAUCGGGAAUACAAGCGUCCGGAAAGCUGCGAAAAUGGGUGGCGGCGGGCCGAGCAACAGAAGCAUCUUCUCGUACGACACGCUGGUGCACGCGAUAUCCGGCGCGGCGGGUAGCGUCGUCGCGAUGGCUGCAUUCUAUCCCUUGGAUACUGUGCGGAGCCGCUUACAAUUGGAAGAAAGUCGGCAGUCGAGGAACACGUUGGCUACAAUACAAGAACUCGUGGCGAAGGAAGGGCCGUGCACGCUAUAUAGAGGCAUCGUUCCUGUUCUGCAGAGCUUGUGUGCCAGUAACUUCGUUUACUUCUACACAUUCCACGGUCUAAAAGAACUAAGAAGCAGGAGAAACCAAACUGCAGGAAGUGACUUACUUCUUGCGUCGAUAGCAGGUGUUAUCAACGUUCUCACUACAACACCUUUAUGGGUCGUGAACACAAGGCUAAAAAUGAGAGGAAUAGAUACCACUCCGGAAAGAAAUAACAACGAAUACGAUACUUUGUACGAUGGACUCGUGCACAUAUGGAGAUACGAAGGAUUGCAACAUCUCUGGGCAGGUACGCUGCCGAGUCUGAUGCUAGUCGUGAAUCCCGCAAUUCAGUUUAUGACAUACGAGAGCAUUAAAAGAAAAAUCAACGCGUCUCUCGGCGAUGCUUCGCCACCGGCGUGGGUUUUCUUUACCAUCGGUGCGAUUGCGAAAACGAUCGCCACGUCGCUCACGUAUCCCCUGCAGCUUGUACAGACAAAGCUAAGACACGGACAUAAAUAUCCUAAUCUAUCUCCAAACGCAAGCACUCUGCAAAUAUUAUUUUACAUUCUAAAAAAACAAGGGAUGCGUGGCUUGUAUAAAGGGAUGGAGGCGAAGCUGUUGCAGACCGUCUUUACAGCUGCCCUGAUGUUUUUGGCCUACGAGAAAAUCGCGCGAUUCGUUUUCCGUAUACUUCUGCACAGGCCCGUGCUUAGAUAACGAUUGUAACGUCGUAACGGCGAAAUGAAUUUAAUAUGAUUUGAAUUGACAUUUCAGUCUUCAGGUCAGAUCUCUUGGGUCGGUAUUCAUGGUUGUCAAUUACCCGCAAGCUGUGGUUAAAAGCGUAAUUAAUUAUAUAUUUGUAUUCAUAGGCUAUUAGAAUCAAUAUUCCACUUGAGAUAACUGUAUAGAACUGAUGAAUAAUCAGAGUUUCACGAAGCUAUUACUUGUCAAAUAACAACGCACUAUGAAUACCGA